CCGGAACUGAGGGCGUCGCGCGAAGGCUGAAGGGAGUGUGGCGGCCGCUUUUGGGGAGUGCUGCGCGGCGGGCGGCUCGGGGAUCUCGGGCAGCUGACAUGCCUCGGUAUGCACAGCUGGUCAUGGGCCCCGCCGGCAGCGGGAAGCCCUGUGACAUUACAGAGUACUUACUGCGCCACCAUGGUCCAGCACUGUGAAGCCCUCAAUCGGUCUGUCCAGGUCGUGAACCUUGAUCCUGCAGCAGAACACUUCAACUACUCCGUAAUGGCUGACAUCCGGGAACUGAUCGAGGUGGAUGACGUGAUGGAGGAUGAUUCUCUGCGGUUCGGUCCCAAUGGAGGAUUGGUGUUUUGCAUGGAGUACUUCGCCAAUAAUUUUGACUGGCUAGAGAGCUGUCUUGGCCAUGUAGAGGAUGACUACAUCCUUUUUGACUGUCCAGGUCAGAUCGAGUUGUAUACGCAUCUGCCUGUGAUGAAACAACUGGUCCAGCAGCUAGAACAGUGGGAGUUCCGAGUCUGUGGAGUUUUUCUCGUCGAUUCACAGUUUAUGGUGGAGUCUUUUAAGUUUAUUUCUGGCAUCUUGGCGGCCCUGAGCGCUAUGAUCUCUCUAGAAAUUCCACAAGUUAACAUCAUGACGAAAAUGGACCUGCUGAGUAAGAAAGCUAAGAAGGAAAUUGAGAAGUUUCUAGAUCCAGACAUGUAUUCUUUAUUAGAUGAUUCCACAAGUGACUUAAGAAGCAAAAAAUUCAAAAAAUUGACUAAAGCUGUAUGUGGACUGAUUGACGACUACAGCAUGGUUCGAUUUUUGCCUUACGAUCAGUCAGAUGAAGAAAGCAUGAACAUUGUAUUACAGCAUAUUGAUUUUGCCAUUCAGUAUGGAGAAGACUUGGAAUUUAAAGAACCAAAGGAACAUGAAGAUGAGUCGUCUUCUAUGUUUGAUGAAUACUUUCAAGAACAUCAGAAUGAAUAAAGAGUUUAUUAACAUGUAAAUGUAUAUAUGCAAAGAGUUGGUGGCUGAACCAGCAAAAUAUUUUUCUCAAAGAAUACAAUACUAAAAAGCUGCUUAUUUUAAUGAAAAAAAUAAUACUUGGCUCUUUAUCAACAGCACACCUGAAUCAAGUUCUUGGUUAUUCUGAAACUGCUGCUGUUUAAAGUGGAAUCUUUUAGUGUUAUAUUUUUACUAAGCAUCAUUUUAGAUUUUAAAAGUUGAAAUUAAUUCACAUAGAUUUGUAUAUAAUGUAAAUUAGCACCUGUGAUACAGUUAGGACGAGUCUACCUUUAUUUUUUCUGUUUGGUUUUUGUUAUUUUUGAAGGUUUUUUUUUGGAGGAGCAGGAAUUAUUGUAACAAAAUAUGUAUAUCAAAGGUGAAAAUCUGUAGGAUAUAAGUAAAACCAUUGUUUAUAUGUAUUCCAAAUUUCUACAUUGAAAAUGUAUUAUCUGUAUAAUUAAAAAAUGAAAAGUGACUCAUUUUUAAAGAUACGUAUGUAUAUAAAUAAAAGAAAUAGCAUUAACCUUUCAUUACGCUCUUGUUCUUCAUUCAUAAUUUGAAAUAACUCAGCCAGGGAAAGUUUUUGAAUUUGUAAAAUUUCCCAAGUAGGAGAUGCCAGACACGGAAUAAAAUGGGACCUUGACAAAACCUUA
This is a messenger RNA of Myotis davidii, 1640 nucleotides long. It is a transcript of the gene GPN3, whose product is annotated as GPN-loop GTPase 3. NCBI's taxonomy places the organism in Eukaryota, Metazoa, Chordata, Mammalia, Chiroptera, Vespertilionidae. Gene Ontology annotation, molecular function: GTPase activity. Bases 109 to 969 code for a protein of 286 amino acids. The transcript is spliced from 8 exons. The record is from RefSeq and is a predicted model, not a curated record.